UAUUCGGUUAUUACUGUAAAAUGCAUUGGUGAACAAGCCAUUGUAACCAAUAACCAUUAAGUGAAAUCGCUGAAAUCACAGCUAUUCAUUUAUUUGCGACUUUCACCAGAUAAGGAGGAAAAUAAAUGCGGAUCGCAUUAAUUUACAUGUAGAGACGUCACGUGUUUUUCUUACGCGACAACUAUCCGACAAAUGCGUGAAUAACGACAUAUAUUCGUAUGGUAGUUAUAUGAUUUUAAGUGACAGUAACGGAUUUUCCAUAGUCGCCAAACCGACGACAACACGAAAUUUCAUUGCUGGAACUCGCCCAUGCUAAGGCCAGGCCAGCAGAGGGAGUCUCGCCCACUUUCACGUGGCUUCUUGUCUCGCCGUGGUUAAUAGAUUCCAGCUGGUUUUGCAGUCACAGACCCACCUUUCCGAGAUCGCGUUGGUUGUGGGUUCAAAGAAACACACAUGCUGGUGUAAUUUACUUGUAUUUCGGACAUUAGCUUUCUUUUAAAAAUAUAUUACUAAAAAAGGAGGCACUUGUCAAGUGAAGCGAAUCAAACGGAUUCAUCCGAACCAGCAGCGGGACUUGUGGGUGCAGACGGACUUCUGAUCACUGGUUUGAGGAGGCUUUCCACUUUUGAUAAACUUGACCACCACUACCUCCUAUCCAGAACAAGAUGAGUUUCUUGCCCCCAGUACGAAGAGACCGUAUCAUUCCUAAUCUGCCUCAGUGUUACAUAAAGGAAGCAGCUCUGCAGUGCAAAGACACGUUCCACUCCAAAGUCAAGAGAGCCUGUCAAGAUCAGCGAACUGGUACAGUUGGCAGGUUUAAGAUUUCGAAGAUCAUUGUUGUGGGUGACUUGGCAGUGGGGAAAACCUGCCUAAUUAACAGGUUUUGUAAAAACACCUUUGAUAAGAACUACAAAGCCACCAUUGGUGUAGACUUCGAAAUGGAACGUUUUGAGGUCCUUGGGGUCCCAUUUAGCCUGCAGCUAUGGGACACUGCUGGCCAAGAGAGAUUUAAAUGCAUUGCCUCCACCUACUAUCGAGGAGCUCAAGCAAUCAUCAUUGUUUUUGAUGUGAAUGACAUUGCCUCUCUGGAUCACACAAAGCAGUGGCUUCUUGAUGCACUGAAAGAAAAUGAUCCUAAUAAUGUGCUGCUGUUUUUAGUUGGAACCAAAAAAGAUUUAAGCUCAGCUUCCCAGUAUAUGCAAGUUGAACAGGAUGCUAUCAAGAUGGCCAAGGAGAUGAAAGCUGAAUAUUGGGUUGUAUCAUCACUCACAGGAGAAAAUGUGAAUGAAUUCUUCUUUAGGGUCGCAUCCCUAACAUUUGAAACUUGUGUGCUGUCUGAGUUGGAGAAAUCUGAAUCCAGGCGCAUUGGAGAUGUUGUUCGGAUUAAUAGUAACUCGCAUAAUCUGUACGAGACCAAGAAGAAUAAAGCAAACUGCUGCAAGUGACGAUCAAGGCUGAAGUUUUUGUAUGCAGGUUAUAAGUACAGAGGACUGCAUCAAAAGCACUGGACAAAGUGUUUGUUGCGCUGGAGCGGAAAAGAACAAUCUGCACUUUAUUAUCUUAUCACAAAAUUAAGCCUCCACUCAAAGAGGACCAGGCCUUUUUUGAGUUUGGUUAAAGCUUGUAAUGUUUCUAGUACUCCCUCCAGAAUAUGCUAAAAAGAGAAAUGCAUCUGCAAAGUAUUCCUUAAACAAUUGUGCAGCUGGUUCUGCGCUUCAGUGUUCUGUUGUCAACAUAAAGUGAUAGGGACUGCCUUCUAACAGAGAAAGUAAGUCCCAUCUACGUUGAUCUAGCAUCACAGAUGGACAUUUCUAUACAAUUUCCACUGAACAAGAACUACUACUUUAUUGCAAAAAAUAAUAAAAAAAGGUGCUGCCUAUUGAAUAGGUUAACUGCAUAUGAAAAUCAUUUUUUGUCAAACUAUUGUAAUACAAGACAGAACUCUGUCCAAAGACCUCUCAUGUUUUAUACGUUUUUUGGUAUAUUUUAUUAGUAGCCAGUGAUUUGUUUGCAGACUUUGCAUUUUAUAAAUAAAGAAAAAUGCCAAAAUUAGCAGCCUGUUUGGUUUUAGGGUAUGAUUUGGUCUGUAAAUCACAGAUAAGUUACACCAGAUGUGAUAUAAGUGAAAGUGUAACACUUAUUUAACAGGGUAUGUGAUGUAUUUCCAGUCUUCUCUUAAGUAUUAUUUAUUACGUUGGUGUUAAUGAACUAGUUUAAUAUGACAGUAAAGCACUUUUUCAAAUGUUUUUAAAUACACAAAGGUAUUUCAUGUAAUAGCCUGUCUGUAUAAUAGUGUCUUGAAAUAUACAAAAUCACAAACAAGCGAGUAAGUCUAUUAAAAUAUGACCAUUAAAUCUUCUAUGAAUGCUGCUCUAAAACAGGGCACUACUUUAAUUUGUGUAUAUUAGUUGUUUUUUUUUUAAUUGAAGUGGUGAUAUCUAAACACAAAGUUCCUUUCUCUACUUUAAUUGAAGUAAAUACAUCUCUUUGGUGGCCAAAACUCUCAAGACUCUGGGGACUUAAGACUCUGGAAAAUAUCCCCCUGACUAGAGCUCCUGUGAAUAUCACCCAAAGUGUUGCAAUGUGUAUUUCUGUACAGUAUUUGCUGAUAGGAAUGGAAUUUUUGUACAAGUUCUAAGGCUUUGUAGGAAGUUAUGCACUAAUCAUGUGUAACUCUUAAAACUGAUGAAAAGCCAGCUUCCAGAAAUCCUAGUUGAAGUCAUGCAAGAAAAGGGUGGUCAAAUAUAAAAACAAUCUUGCUUGAGUUUUUAACAUUUUGGUGUCUCAUUUAUUAUGAAUUUGUACAGAGUGGUCAGAUAUUUAUACAUAUAAAAAAGUAUUUUACAAAGAAGUUCAUACCUGAAUGACAGAAAAUAUGAAAAGAGUUUACACUAACCAGUCUGUGUCAUAGCCUUCCUCCUACUCUCUGUAUUUAAUACAUUUUUGAAGGAAAAAAAAAAA
This is a messenger RNA of Polypterus senegalus (gray bichir), 2961 nucleotides long. RefSeq names its product ras-related protein Rab-34-like. The coding region runs from base 666 to 1445 and encodes 259 amino acids. Gene Ontology annotation, molecular function: GTP binding; GTPase activity. The transcript has 11 exons. Gene Ontology annotation, biological process: endocytosis; phagosome-lysosome fusion. The record is from RefSeq and is a predicted model, not a curated record. Lineage: Eukaryota; Metazoa; Chordata; Cladistia; Polypteriformes; Polypteridae.